AUGGAAUUGAUUUCUUCUUCAACCAUUGGAAAAUCAGCUUUGUGUUUAACCCUAAUCUCCAUUAUCAUCUUCUUCUUCCUCACUGCAACCACUCCCAGCUUCCCGGAUCACCCUUCUUCGCGUUUCCCCGUUACUCCGAAUCGUUCUCUUCUCGACGACUCUAAUGCCACAACCACUCUCAACAGCUCGAGCUCGAGCGCGAACUCCGAAUCAUCUUGUUUCUCCGCGAGAUCCCACGACUAUGGCGUCAUCAACUAUUUCUCCCUCCAUUUCUGCAUCUUCAGCGAAAACCGAUUCCUCUCGAUCCCCGUUUUGUCUCUCCUCAUUCUUCUACACUUCUACAUACUCAUCAAAACCGCCCAGACUCACUUCUCCACCGUCACGACUAAGCUCGCCGAUCGCCUCAAUCUCUCUCCGAGUAUGGCCGCCGUGACUCUAUUGGCCUUGGGUAACGGCGCACCGGACGUAUUUGCCUCCGUCGCCGCGUUACGCGGUGGCCAGUACCGAACCGGAUUCGGAGCGAUCUUAUCAGCCGGAACUUUCGUAUCGGCCUUCGUCGUCGGGUUUGUGGCGAUCUACGCAGCGCCGUUUCCGGUUGACGCCGCGUCUUUCGUCAGGGAUGUGCUUUUCUACCUGAUCGCUGCCUCCUUCUUGUUCUAUGUGUACUUGAGUGGCGAGAUCUUCGUGUGGCAAGCGAUAGGGUUCGUUGGGUUCUACAUUUUCUUCGUCGGAUUCGUGUUUUGGAUGGAUUUUGGUACCAAUGUUGAGAAAGGGAGAAUCAUCAGCGAGGAAGAGAAGGACUUGUUGAGAGUUAAGGAUUGCGAGAUUGGAGAUCCUCUUGAGAGUUAUAAAGCAGAGAAAGAACAUUUAUUUUCCGGAAUUUUUCGGCUUUAUGGGAUGAUCUCAAGGAUGUGGGAAACUCCAGUAUCAGUUCUUUUGAAGCUUACAAUCCCAAAAACUUCUCCUUCUGAAUGGUCUCGGUUUUACCGAUCUGCCAACAUUGUUUUCUGCCCUCUAGCCCUUUUGUACACUUGCAACUCAUUCGUUCCACUAAACCACCCAAUCUCGUUCCUCUUUCCAAACACACAUCUCCCACUUUGGCUUGUCGUCCUCUUCAUGACGUCUUCCCUUGCUUUCCUUCACUUCACAGUCGAAAAACAACCUCCAAAAACAGAGCAAAUGCCUGUCAUCGUUGUAGCUUUCAUAAUGAGCGUCUUCUGGAUAUCGACGAUCGCUGGUGAGCUACUUAACUGCUUGGCUGCACUUGGAACCCUCCUUAAACUGCCUCCGGCGCUCCUAGGCUUAACCGUUCUUGCUUGGGGAAACUCGGUCGGUGACCUUGUUGCUGACGUCGCAGUUGCAAAGGCGGGGAGACCAGCAAUGGCUAUGGCCGGUUGCUUUGCCGGUCCAAUGUUUAACAUGCUUGUUGGACUUGGAUCAGCAUUGGUGAUCCAAACAGCUAAUGUGUACCCAAACGCUUAUGAACUUGGAUUCCACGUAGAUUCUCCCCUCGAAGCUUCCUCAGAGAGAAUGGAUCAACAAGAGCAUGGACAGUCCGGAGCCAUGAACUACGGCACAAACCCAUACCAAACCAAUGCCAUGACCACCACCGUAGCCGGAAGCGUGGGCCCAGCGGCACCACCGGGACAGCUGGCGUUCCACCAGAUCCAUCAGCAGCAGCAGCAGCAACAGCUGGCGCAGCAGCUUCAAGUAUUCUGGGAGAACCAAUUCAAAGAGAUCGAGAAAACAACCGAUUUCAAGAACCACAGCCUUCCCCUCGCGAGGAUCAAGAAGAUCAUGAAAGCCGACGAGGACGUCCGUAUGAUCUCCGCCGAGGCGCCAGUCGUGUUUGCAAGAGCAUGCGAGAUGUUCAUAUUGGAGCUGACGCUCAGGUCGUGGAACCACACGGAGGAGAACAAGAGGCGGACGCUGCAGAAGAACGAUAUAGCCGCGGCUGUGACGAGGACCGACAUUUUCGAUUUCCUGGUGGAUAUUGUUCCCCGGGAGGAUCUCAGAGACGAGGUCUUGGGAAGCAUUCCGAGAGGGAGUGUCCCUGAGGCUGCUGCUGCUGCUGGUUACCCGUAUGGAUACUUGGCUACGGGAGCAGCUCCGAUUGGGAACCCGGGAAUGGUUAUGGGUAACCCGGGUGGUGCGUACCCGCCUAACCCGUACAUGGGUCAGCCCAUGUGGCAACAACAGGGUCCUGACCAACCUGACCCGGAAAAUUAG
Messenger RNA from Microthlaspi erraticum, 2229 nucleotides. The record is from the annotation of a GenBank genome assembly. NCBI's taxonomy places the organism in Eukaryota, Viridiplantae, Streptophyta, Magnoliopsida, Brassicales, Brassicaceae.